Pecten maximus is the source of this 5049-nucleotide messenger RNA. Its product is annotated as set1/Ash2 histone methyltransferase complex subunit ASH2-like. The transcript is spliced from 18 exons. Lineage: Eukaryota; Metazoa; Mollusca; Bivalvia; Pectinida; Pectinidae. Gene Ontology annotation, cellular component: Set1C/COMPASS complex. The record is from RefSeq and is a predicted model, not a curated record. The coding region runs from base 78 to 1772 and encodes 564 amino acids. Gene Ontology annotation, molecular function: protein binding; transcription cis-regulatory region binding.
UGGAGGACAACGCGGGAGACAAAAUCCCAGAGCCGGAAAAAAAUGAGAACUCAUCCCAACAGAGAAUUGAAAGUGAUAUGGAUACCUCCAUGGGUGAUGUUCCUGUUUCAACAAAUUCAGCUAAUACAGAUUCUCAAGAUGCUGUAGAUCAAGUUAUUACCGGUCCCGGGACACAGAAUCCUGGAGCUGGAACAAAAUUAGAGUCUGAAGAAAAUCCAACAGAAACCUCAUCUCUAUGCUAUUGUGGGAAGGGAAGAAAUCUGGGAUCAGUGGAGUUACAGUGUGGAUACUGUAACAAAUGGUUUCAUUCAGAGUGUAUUGGCUGCUAUAUUGGAACCUGUAUUCCCUUCAUGACUAAUUACCAGUUUUCAUGCAAGCAGUGUAGUCCAAAUGGUCUGGAAUAUUUCAACAGAAAGCAAGCCAGUUUUACACAGAUCUGUUAUACCACUAUAGCCAAUUUAACCAACCAGGCCAAAAGUCAAGGGGAAGAAAAAACAUUAUUCUCUAAAGAGAAGGAGAUCAUACCAUACAUUGAAAAGCAGUGGGAAAACUUAACAACAAUGGCAAGGAGAAUCAAAACAACAUGGCAUACAACAGUCACGAAAACUCUGACAAAAGAAACAGAGCUAUUUAUGUCCUCUGAAGAGACUAUAGGAGACCCACUGUAUGGCCUGGUCAUGGCGGACUUGACCAAAGUUGGUCCUGGUUAUGAAUUACUGAAGCAAGGCAGUGUGAUACCGACAGGCCAGAAGACAGGAUCACUGGUAGACAGUAAAGGAAGGGGAACAAAGAGAAAAGCUCCUGAUAGCAUACAGCCUGUCGGAUCUCGACUUAAAAGAAGCGAUGUGAACACUAUGGCCAAAUUGGCCCCACACGGCUACCCAUUAGAGCACCCCUUUAACAAGGAUGGGUACCGCUACAUCCUGGCCGAAUCUGAUCCACAUGCUCCAAACAGACAGGCUUUUGAUGAAAGUCUGGACUGGGCAGGCAAACCUAUCCCUGGAUACCUGUACAGAACUUUUCUGGGAGCUGAGGUUCUCAUGGCACUAAAUGACAGAGCUCCACAGCUUAAAGUGUCAGAAGACAGGCUCUCGGUGACCGGGGACAAGGGCUACAGCCUCAUCAGGGCCACACAUGGAGUGAGGCGAGGUGCCUGGUACUAUGAGGUCUUGAUUGAGGAGAUGCCUACUGAUACAGCCUCCAGGAUUGGCUGGUCCCAGGAACUAGGUAAUCUGCAGGCACCAGUCGGCUAUGACAAAUUCAGUUACUCUUGGCGGUCAAGGAAGGGGACUAAGUUCCACCAGAGUCGAGGUAAACACUACAGCAGUUCUGGGUAUGUGGAGGGCGAUGUCCUAGGAUUCUUUAUACAUUUGCCCGAGCCUGAGGAUAUCAGGAAAAUCCUUCCUCAGACAUACAAGGACCGGCCGUUGGUGAAGUUUAAGAGUCAUCUGUACUACGAGGAAAAAGAUUAUGUAACGGAAACAGAGAAGAGUUUAAAACCAAUACGGGGAAGUCAGAUGAUCAUGUACAAGAACGGUGUUUCCCAAGGGAUUGCCUUUGAGGAUGUGUACGAGGGCUGGUACUACCCUUGUAUCUCGCUGUAUAAAAAUGCUAAGGUAACGGUGAACUUUGGACCAGAUUUUAAGCACGCUCCACAGGGCCUGAAGGGUUUCAAGCCGAUGUCAGACGCUGCUUCACAGACUAUGAUUGAAUAUGCUCUAGCUGACAUUCUGUACCACGUGGAAAAUGAAGGCAAACUGCCGGAGUUCUGAGGAACAUAGAGAAAAAUUGAAUUGAGAAUUUCAACUAAUAGCACAGCUGCUAUGCAGCAGAUGAGACCAUGGAACAAAACAGUGGACUUCAAUUUACAGACAAGUCAAUCAACACUGACUGAACAGUUGGAUAUAAUGGUGGAUUUAACAUGGAUCAGUCAAUACACUCUGAACUAUGACCUGAACAUCAGUUGGUACUACUGGAGGGGACCAUCGGUCGGUACUACUGGAGGGGACCAUCGGUUGGUACUACUGGAGAGGACCAUCGGUCGGCACUACUGGAGGGGACCAUCGGUUGGUACUACUGGAGGGGACCAUCGGUCGGUACUACUGGAGUGGACCAUCGGUCGGUACUACUGGAGGGGACCAUCGGUUGGUAUGACAGGAGGGGUCCAUCGGUUGGUACUACUGAACUGACCAUCGGUUGGUACUACUGGACUGACCAUCUGUUGGUACUACUGGAGGGGACCGUCAGUUGGUACUACUGGAGGGGACCGUCGGUUGGUACUACUGGACUGACCAUCGGUCGGUACUACUGGAGGGGACCAUCGGUUUGUCCACCAACAUGAUUAUUAGUGCAUAUAUUCAACCCAUACAAUUACCAAAUUUUGUAACUGUUCAGGAAUCAUAAAUUGAUGUGUACUGAAAAUGAACGCUAUGCUCUACUAUAUACUGAGUUCAUGCCCUGUGCUUGUUUCUAUUUGGCCUUUUGAUGUAAGGACAGUGACAGCUGUAGUUACAUUAUUGUGGUACAAACAUCUGAUGUAUUGGACAGCGACAGCUGUAGUUACAUUAUUGUGGUACAAACAUCUGAUGUAAGGAAAGUAACAGCUGUAAUUACAUUAUUGUGGUACAAACAUCUGAUGUAUUGGACAGCGACAGCUGUAAUUACAUUAUUGUGGUACAAACAUCUGAUGUAUUAGACAGCGACAGCUGUAGUUACAUUAUUGUGGUACAAACAUCUGAUGUAAGGACAGUGACAGCUGUAAUUACAUCAUUGUGGUACAAACAUCUGAUGUAUUGGACAGUGACAACUGUAGUUAUAUUAUUGUGGUACAAACAUCUGAUGUAUUGGACAGCGACAGCUGUAGUUACAUUAUUGUGGUACAAACAUCUGAUGUAAGGAAAGUAACAGCUGUAGUUACAUUAUUGUGGUACAAACAUCUGAUGUAUUGGACAGCGACAGCUGUAAUUACAUUAUUGUGGUACAAACAUCUGAUGUAUUAGACAGUGACAACUGUAGUUACAUUAUUGUGGUACAAACAUCUGAUGUAAGGACAGUAACAGCUGUAGUUACAUUAUUGUGGUACAAACAUCUGAUGUAUUGGACAGUGACAGCUGUAAUUACAUUAUUGUGGUACAAACAUCUGAUGUAUUGGACAGUAACAGCUGUAAUUACAUUAUUGUGGUACAAACAUCUGAUGUAUUGGACAGUAACAGCUGUAAUUACAUUAUUGUGGUACAAACAUCUGAUGUAAGGACAGUGACAGCUGUAGUUACAUUAUUGUGGUACAAACAUCUGAUGUAUUGGACAGUGACAGCUGUAAUUACAUUAUUGUGGUACAAACAUCUGAUGUAAGGACAGUAACAGCUGUAGUUACAUUAUUGUGGUACAAACAUCUGAUGUAUUAGACAGUAACAGCUGUAAUUACAUUAUUGUGGUACAAACAUCUGAUGUAAGGACAGUGACAGCUGUAGUUACAUUAUUGUGGUACAAACAUCUGAUGUAAGGACAGUGACAGCUGUAAUUACAUUAUUGUGGUACAAACAUCUGAUGUAUUGGACAGUAACAGCUGUAAUUACAUUAUUGUGGUACAAACAUCUGAUGUAUUGGACAGUAACAGCUGUAGUUACAUUAUUGUGGUACAAACAUCUGAUGUAUUGGACAGCGACAGCUGUAGUUACAUUAUUGUGGUACAAACAUCUGAUGUAAGGACAGUGACAGCUGUAGUUACAUUAUUGGGGUACAAACAUCUGAUGUAUUGGACAGUGACAGCUGUAGUUACAUUAUUGUGGUACAAACAUCUGAUGUAAGGACAGUAACAGCUGUAGUUACAUUAUUGUGGUACAAACAUCUGAUGUAUUAGACAGUAACAGCUGUAAUUACAUUAUUGUGGUACAAACAUCUGAUGUAUUGGACAGUGACAGCUGUAAUUACAUUAUUGUUGUACAAACAUCUGAUGUAUUGGACAGCGACAGCUGUAAUUACAUUAUUGUGGUACAAACAUCUGAUGUAAGGACAGUGACAGCUGUAAUUACAUUAUUGUGGUACAAACAUCUGAUGUAUUGGACAGUGACAGCUGUAAUUACAUUAUUGUGGUACAAACAUCUGAUGUAUUGGACAGCGACAGCUGUAAUUACAUUAUUGUGGUACAAACAUCUGAUGUAAGGACAGUGACAACUGUAGUUACAUUAUUGUGGUACAAACAUCUGAUGUAUUGGACAGUGACAGCUGUAGUUACAUUAUUGUGGUACAAACAUCUGACGUAUUGGACAGUAACAGCUGUAAUUACAUCAUUGUGGUACAAACAUCUGAUGUAUUGGACAGCGACAGCUGUAAUUACAUUAUUGUGGUACAAAAAUCUGAUGUAUUAGACAGUGACAACUGUAGUUACAUUAUUGUGGUACAAACAUCUGAUGUAUUGGACAGUGACAGCUGUAAUUACAUUAUUGUGGUACAAACAUCUGAUGUAUUGGACAGCGACAGCUGUAGUUACAUUAUUGUGGUACAAACAUCUGAUGUAAGGACAGUGACAGCUGUAGUUACAUUAUUGUGGUACAAACAUCUGAUGUAUUAGACAGUGACAACUGUAGUUACAUUAUUGUGGUACAAAAAUCUGAUGUAAGGACAGUAACAGCUGUAAUUACAUUAUUGUGGUACAAACAUCUGAUGUAAGGACAGUGACAGCUGUAAUUACAUUAUUGUGGUACAAACAUCUGAUGUAUUGGACAGUAACAGCUGUAAUUACAUUAUUGUGGUACAAACAUCUGAUGUAUUGGACAGUAACAACUGUAAUUACAUUAUUGUGGUACAAACAUCUGAUGUAUUAGACAGUGACAACUGUAGUUACAUUAUUGUGGUACAAACAUCUGAUGUAAGGACAGUGACAGCUGUAAUUACAUUAUUGUGGUACAAACAUCUGAUGUAAGGACAGUGACAGCUGUAGUUACAUUAUUGUGGUACAAACAUCUGAUGUAUUAGACAGCGACAGCUGUAAUUACAUUGAUAAUAUGUAUAACAUUCUUCUCAGUGAAUAAAUAUGUGUAUAAAACCUUG